Messenger RNA from Anoplopoma fimbria (sablefish), 2283 nucleotides. RefSeq names its product SIM bHLH transcription factor 1a (gene sim1a). The record is from RefSeq and is a predicted model, not a curated record. Gene Ontology annotation, biological process: regulation of transcription by RNA polymerase II. Gene Ontology annotation, molecular function: RNA polymerase II transcription regulatory region sequence-specific DNA binding; DNA-binding transcription factor activity, RNA polymerase II-specific; protein dimerization activity. Lineage: Eukaryota; Metazoa; Chordata; Actinopteri; Perciformes; Anoplopomatidae.
AUGAAGGAGAAGUCGAAGAACGCCGCGCGGACCCGGCGGGAGAAGGAGAACAGUGAGUUUUAUGAACUGGCCAAACUGUUGCCGCUUCCGUCCGCCAUCACCUCCCAGCUGGACAAAGCCUCCAUCAUCCGGCUGACCACGAGCUACCUGAAGAUGAGGAUAGUGUUCCCUGAAGGCCUCGGGGAGUCCUGGGGUCACGUGAGCCGCACCUCUUUGAAUGGAGUCAACCAGGAACUCGGCUCCCAUCUCUUACAGACGUUAGACGGCUUCAUCUUUGUGGUUGCUCCGGAUGGAAAAAUAAUGUACAUAUCAGAAACAGCAUCGGUCCACUUGGGCCUGUCGCAGGUAGAGCUGACCGGAAACAGCAUUUAUGAAUACAUCCAUCCAGCAGACCAUGAUGAAAUGACAGCUGUCCUCACAGCACACCAGCCUUACCACUCACACUUUGUCCACGAAUAUGAGAUGGAACGCUCCUUCUUUCUGAGAAUGAAGUGUGUCCUCGCUAAAAGAAAUGCUGGUCUCACCUGUGGAGGCUACAAGGUGAUCCACUGUAGCGGCUACCUGAAGAUCCGUCAGUACAGCCUGGACAUGUCUCCGUUCGACGGCUGCUAUCAGAACGUGGGGCUGGUGGCUGUCGGUCACUCGCUGCCGCCCAGCGCCGUCACGGAGAUCAAACUGCACAGCAACAUGUUCAUGUUCAGAGCCAGCCUGGACAUGAAGCUCAUCUUCCUGGACUCACGGGUUGCAGAGCUGACGGGCUACGAGCCUCAGGAUCUCAUUGAGAAGACGCUCUAUCAUCACGUCCACAGCUGUGACUCCUUCCAUCUGAGAUGUGCUCAUCACUUGUUGCUGGUUAAAGGUCAGGUCACCACUAAAUACUACCGUUUCUUGGCCAAGCCCGGCGGCUGGGUCUGGGUUCAGAGUUAUGCAACCAUUGUACACAACAGCCGCUCCUCCCGACCUCACUGCAUCGUCAGCGUCAACUAUGUGCUCACGGAGACAGAGUAUAAAGGCCUGCAGCUUUCUCUGGACCAGGCCGCCACCAAGGCCUCCUUCCCCUACAGCAGCACCGCCAGCCUUACGGAGAACUGCAGAACGCCCAAGAGCAGAGUCUCCCGUCCCAAGACCAAAGCUAGGCUCUCUCCAUACACUCAGUAUCCUAGUUUCCAGACGGAGCGCUCAGAGUCAGACCAGGACAGUCCGUGGGGCAGCAGCCCCCUCACAGACUCCGCCUCCCCUCAGCUGCUGGAGCAGACUGAGGGCCUGGAGGCCUCCUGUGUGUACAGGCAGUAUCCUGAUCCCCGCACGCUCUGCUACAGCCUGUCAGAAGAGGACCAUCACAGCGCCAGCGCCGGCUACCCACACCUCCACACACGCGGCCAAGGUCAGAGCUGCGAGCCGCGCCGGUGUGAGGCAGGCCGAUACUUUCUUGGAGCUCCCCCUGGCAGGGACUCGUGGUGGGGCACCGCCCGCUCAGUGCUGCCGCUGAGCAAGAGCUCCUCGGAGAACUACGAAGGAUGUGACAGCAGCGCGCCCCACAUCACAGCUGUCCACAACUACAAUGGCCGGGGCCACUGGGACGAGGACAGCGUGGUCAGCUCUCCAGAUGGAGGCUCAGCCAGCGACUCUGGGGAUCGGUACCAGGCCGACCACUACCGCUGUAGCCCGCAGGAACCCAGCAAGAUCGAGACUCUGAUCCGGGCCACACAGCAGAUGAUCAAGGAAGAAGAAAGUCGAUUUCAGCUGCGCAAGGGCCCUCCUGAUGCACCGCUGGGGCCGGCCAACGGGCUGCCCAAGGGCCCCGGACCGUGCUUCACUCCAGAGUAUACUCAAGGGCCCCAGCCGCUUCAGACCGUGGUGUGUCGAGGUUUGAAUCAGGUGAUCAGCCCUGCUCGUAGUCCCGCUCCCCUGUCCAGGCUCAGCAGUCCAGGUCCUGAGCGCCUCCAAAAGCCCAAAGACUACCUCCAGACAGACCUGUCCCCCUUUCUCUGCCCUUGCACCACCCGUUUGGUCGUCGGUCCGUGCUCGGCUUCCCCCACCUCGGCCCCAGCCCUCUACCCCACACACACCCACCCACGGCCCUACUUGGACAAGCAUAAAGCCUACUCCCUGACAGGCUAUGCUCUGGAGAACCUCUAUGACCCAGAGAGCCUCCGGGGGGGCUACUGCACCUCUGCCAGCACGGCCCCCCCCCACUACGACGUGACCCCUCACCUCCGCAUGCCGGUAGAGCAGACCCCCGGACAUAAAGGCACCUCUGUCAUUAUCAGCAACGGCAGCUAA